AUGACCGAGGGCGGUUCUGCUCCUAGUGCCCCCGCUCAGUCUGGUGCUCCUAGCGUUACCCCCAUCGUCGGUGGUGGUGCUGGCGGCUCUACUGGUGGUUCUACUGGCGGCUCUGGCUCUGGCUCUGGCUCUGGUUCUGGCUCCGGCUCUGGCUCUGGCUCUGGCUCUGGCUCUGGCUCUGGCUCUGGUUCCGGCUCUGGCUCCGGCUCUGGCUCUGGCUCUGGCUCUGGCUCUGGCUCUGGCUCUGGCUCUGGCUCUGGCUCUGGCUCUGGCUCUGGCUCUGGCUCUGGCUCUGGCUCUGGCUCUGGCUCUGGCUCUGGCUCUGGCUCUGGCUCUGGUUCCGGCUCCUGGUCCGGCUCUGGCUCUGGAGGUGCUGCUCCCUCUGGUAGCGUUGUUCCCGCCGGGCCCUCCGGCUCUGUCCCUGCUGUUCCUACCGCUAGCGUCCCCGAGGGCGCCAGCGCUGGUGCCUCCACCACCCCCUGUGACACCAUCACCGGCCAGACUGUUGUUCCCGUUGCUACUAUGACCGAGGGCGGCUCUGCCCCCAGUGUCCCUGCUCAGUCUGGCGGUGUUGUUCCCUCUGCUCCCGCUCAGUCCGGUGCUCCUGGUGCUCCCUCCGGUGCUCCUGCUCCCAGCGGUGGUGUCGUUCCCUCGUCUCCUGCUCAGUCUGGUGCCCCCGGUGCUCCCUCCGGUGGUGCUAGCGUCCCUGCUGUCCCCACUGCUAGCGUCCCUGAGGGUGCCAGCGCUGGUGCCUCUACCACCCCCUGUGACACUCUCACCGGCCAGACUGUUGUUCCCGUUGCUACUAUGACCGAGGGUGGCUCUGCCCCUAGUGCUCCUGCCCAGUCUGGUGCUCCUGCUCCCUCCGGUGGCGCUCCUGCCCCCAGCGGCGGUGUCGUUCCCUCCGGUGGUGCUAGCGUCCCUGCUGUUCCCACUGCUAGCGUCCCUGAGGGCGCCAGCGCUGGUGCUUCCACCACUCCCUGCGACACCCUCACCGGCCAGACUGUUGUUCCCGUUGCUACCAUGACCGAGGGCGGUUCUGCCCCCAGUGCCCCUGCUGAGUCUGGCGCCCCUGGUGCCCCCAGCGGUGUCAGCCCCUCCGAGACCCCUGCCGCUCCCGCUCAGUCUGGCUCUGGCAACGCUCCCAGCGGUGGCUCUCCCGCCCCCAGCGGUGGUGUCGUCCCCUCCGGCGCUGCUAGCGUCCCUGCUGUUCCCACUGCCAGCGUCCCUGAGGGCGCCAGCGCUGGUGUUUCCACCACUCCCUGCGACACCAUCACCGGCCAGACUGUCGUCCCUGUCGCUACCGAGACCGUGACUCCUGUCCCCGUUGCCACCUCGGCUACUGAGGGCGGUUCCUCUCCUCAGAUCACCACCGCUCCCGUCGCUGGCUCCGGCUCCGGCUCCGGCUCUGGCUCUGAGACUGAGGUGGUUACUGUCACCGUCACUGCUACUGUGAGCGUUUCGGCUUGCGACUGGUAA
Messenger RNA from Aspergillus niger, 1479 nucleotides. RefSeq lists its product as uncharacterized. Lineage: Eukaryota; Fungi; Ascomycota; Eurotiomycetes; Eurotiales; Aspergillaceae. The transcript has a single exon. The record is from RefSeq and is a predicted model, not a curated record. Bases 1 to 1479 code for a protein of 492 amino acids.